AGUGCGGAGCGCGAAGAACUGCUGGGGUGUGUGUCGCAGCAGCUCUUCCUCGGCGGUUUGCUGGGCUCCUGUUAUGGCUGCGGUGGUGGCGGCGGCCGUUGCCGAGGGAGCGAGCAUGAGUGCAGUUCCUGUUUCAGGUGCCGACAGCAACGGUGAGUCUCCUGAAGUCGAAGGAGAAGGUGUUGGAGCAGUGGGCGAAGAGAAGGACGCAGCCACGAAAGGAGCGGAGGCAGUUGGAGACAGCGAGGAGGACGGAGAGGAUGUGUUUGAGGUGGAAAAGAUCCUGGACAUGAAGACCGAGGGGGGUAAAAUCCUUUACAAAGUUCGAUGGAAAGGAUACACAUCAGAUGAUGAUACUUGGGAGCCUGAGAUUCAUCUUGAGGACUGUAAAGAAGUUCUUCUCGAAUUUAGGAAGAACGUCAUGGAGAACAAAGCUAAGCCGGUCAAGAAGGAUAUUCAGAGACUGUCCUUAAAUAAUGACAUAUUUGAGGCAAAUUCUGAUAGUGAUCAGCAAAGUGAGACAAAAGAAGAUACUUCUCCAAAGAAGAAAAAGAAAAAAUUAAGGCAUAGAGAAGAGAAAAGCCCAGAUGAUAUGAAAAAGAAAAAAGCAAAGACUGGGAAACUAAAAGAUAAAUCCAAACCAGACCUGGAGAGCUCCUCUGAAAGUUUAGUUUUUGAUUUAAGGACAAAGAAAAGAAUUUCAGAAGCCAAAGAAGAAUUAAAGGAAUCCAAAAAGCCCAAAAAAGAGGAUACAAAAGAAACUAAGGAAUUAAAGAAAGUUAAAAAGGGUGAAAUGAGAGAUUUAAAGAAUAAAUUAAGAGAAGAUUCCAAAGAAAACAGAAAAACAAAAAAAGAGAAAUGUGUUGAAUCUCAGUUGGAAGCUGAAUCAAGUAUACUUAAUGACUCCUCUUUUCAAGAAGAUGACAAUGAAGAUUUACAUUCGGACAACAGAGAAGAGAAACAGAAGAUUAAAAGCGUAAAAGAUAAAGUAGGGCAAGAUGCAGUUCAAGAUGUUUUUGAUAAACAGCCAGAUGGCUUUCUGAGUGCUGAUGAGGAUGCAGAUGUCAAAGCAAAGAGAAAAAGAAAGAAACUGAGAAAGACUGAGGAACUUAAAGAGAGCAAAACACUAGAAAACAGGAACCUUUUCCUAGAGAAGAAAACUAUAUAUAAGAAGCAAAGGAAUCAGGACAAAGGCAAAAGCACCACAGAGUUAGAUAAGUUGCCACCUGCACCUGUCCAGACACAAAAGAGUUCAAGAGCAGGUUUGGAAGAGAGAGGCCUCUGGUCCCCUGACUCAGGUGGGGAGGAGAAAGAGAUUAAAAAAAAUGAACCCAAAGAAAAAAACCAAAAAAGGCAUGAUUUGGACAAGGAAGAAAAAGGCCGUAAAGAGCCAAAGGGAUUAAAGACAUUUAAGGAAAUCAGAAAUGCAUUUGAUUUACUUAAAUUAACUCCAGAAGAAAAAACUGAAUUUCCUGAGAAUAAUCGGAAAAGAGAAGAAAUAUUAGACUGUAAAAUCACAGAAGAUCACAAAACCAAGGAAAACAAGCAGUUACUUAAAGAAAGGAGAAAUACAAGAGAUGAAACUGAUACUUGGGCAUAUAUAGCUGCAGAAGGUGAUCAAGAGGUUCUAGACAGUAUGUGCCAAGCAGAUGAGAAUUCUGAUGGCAGACAACAGAUUUUGAGUUUGGGCAUGGACUUGCAGUUGGAAUGGAUGAAACUAGAAGAUUUUCAAAAGCAUCUUGAUGGGGAAGAUGAGAACUUUACCACAGCAGAUGCAAUUCCAAGUAAUUUAUUGAGGGAUGCUGUGAAAAAUGGGGAUUAUAUUGCUGUGAAGGUUGCACUUAAUUCAAAUGAAGAAUAUAACCUGGACCAAGAGGAUUCAAGCGGAAUGACUCUGGUGAUGCUCGCCGCAGCAGGAGGACAAGAUGACCUGCUGAGGCUCCUCAUCAGGAAGGGGGCUAAGGUGAAUGGCAGACAGAAGAAUGGGACCACCGCCCUCAUUCAUGCAGCUGAGAAGAACUUUUUAACUACAGUGGCUAUUCUUUUGGAAGCAGGAGCUUUUGUUAAUGUCCAGCAGAGCAAUGGUGAGACUGCUCUAAUGAAGGCCUGUAAAAGAGGAAAUUCUGAUAUUGUACGACUUGUAAUUGAAUGUGGAGCUGACUGCAAUAUUUUGUCAAAGCACCAAAAUAGCGCACUGCAUUUUGCAAAGCAGUGUAACAACGUGUUGGUGUACGACUUGCUGAAGAAUCAUUUAGAGACACUUUCAAGAGUAGCAGAAGAAACAAUAAGGGAUUACUUUGAAGCACGUCUUGCUCUGUUAGAACCAGUUUUCCCAAUAGCAUGUCAUCGUCUCUGUGAGGGGCCAGAUUUUUCAACGGAUUUCAAUUACAAACCGCCACAGAACAUCCCAGAAGGCUCUGGCAUCCUGCUGUUUAUUUUCCAUGCCAACUUUUUGGGUAAAGAAGUUAUUGCUCGGCUCUGUGGACCAUGUAGUGUACAAGCUGUAGUUUUAAAUGAUAAAUUUCAACUUCCGGUUUUUCUGGAUAGUCAUUUUGUUUACUCGUUCAGCCCUGCUGCAGGCCUCAAUAAACUCUUCAUAAGGUUGACGGAAGCGCCUUCUGCCAAGGUUAAGCUGCUAAUAGGUGCAUACAGAGUACAGCUGCAGUGACGGAAUGGAGAGUUGGGAUGGAGAUCUUUCCAGAUCUGUUUUGGGACUCUGGCACAGCUAACACCUCCAGAUUUGAAGUUUCAUCUGUAAACCUCUUGCAGUUUCAGGCCUGUUAUCUGUUACAGGCUCUAAGACAGGACAUGGUGGUUCUAAUAUAUUAUAAAAUAUAGAUGUAAGUAUUUGUGCCAGUGUUCUGAAAUCUCGAUGUUGUCUCCAGACUGCAUAAUUCAGUUUUUCCACAAUGUGGAAUGGUACAUAGGAGAAUUAUUUAAGAAAAUUAAAAGUCUUUUUUCUAACUUGAAAUUUUCUACUAGCCCUGGUGAAUUUCUGCGUUAAAAACAAUUAAGUGUAUAUGUGAUAUUCAGGUUACCGAAGCACUAAGAGGUGUGAAUUUGCUGCCCUUGAAGGAUGACUUUCUAACUUGGUAGGCAGAUUCGAGGGAGGAGGUUGAGCUGUUUGUAAUAUACAGUUGCCACAGAUCCUGAACUGGAGGUGACAACUGUGUGUAUUUGCAGUCAUCCUUUAUUAUUCGAAAAGGUAAUAAAUCAGAAUCUAAGAUACAGCAAAAAAAAUGUAAGCCAGGACACUAUAGGGCCUAAAAGAAGAUAUUACUUGUGGACUUUUGUCCUUGUUCUUGGACUCCAUCAAGUAAUUUUCAAAAGCCAGAUCCUGUGCCCUUAUUAAACGAACACUGGGAAGGCCAGCCAAGGUUUAUUUGCCACACUGUGCCUCGUGUGAAGAGUUACUGCUUCUAGAGAUUCCCCACAGGUCUUUUAUAGUCUCUUACGAACUAUGUGGCCAAAUAAGAAGUCAGACUCAGUCUGGACUAUGGAGAUGUAUAAAAUUAUUUAGUUCCUGAUUGGUUUUAUAAUUUACAAUUUUAAUGAAAAAUUUUCAGACUGUCCUAUAGUAGACCACAUACAUUGUAUAGACAUUUCAGAGAGCCAUUUUUACUUUAC
This is a messenger RNA of Neomonachus schauinslandi (Hawaiian monk seal), 3627 nucleotides long. It is a transcript of the gene MPHOSPH8, whose product is annotated as M-phase phosphoprotein 8. Bases 74 to 2668 code for a protein of 864 amino acids. The record is from RefSeq and is a predicted model, not a curated record. Lineage: Eukaryota; Metazoa; Chordata; Mammalia; Carnivora; Phocidae. The transcript has 14 exons. Gene Ontology annotation, molecular function: protein binding. Gene Ontology annotation, cellular component: cytoplasm; nucleus.